Radiomyces spectabilis is the source of this 666-nucleotide messenger RNA. RefSeq lists its product as uncharacterized. The transcript is spliced from 2 exons. Bases 1 to 666 code for a protein of 221 amino acids. Lineage: Eukaryota; Fungi; Mucoromycota; Mucoromycetes; Mucorales; Radiomycetaceae. The record is from RefSeq and is a predicted model, not a curated record.
AUGACCUAUCCAUCUCGCACAAAGAAAUCCUCUACCCCUCCGUCCUCAGAGACGGCGGUUCAUCUGUUAUCCGCUUACGAACAACAUAUUUUAAAGACUGUCAAGCGACGAGCUUGGUAUCUCGAUAAAGGCUGUCAAUGUUGCUGUAUCUCUGUAGGAUUAGACGGGAUCAUUGGCUUGGUGCCUGUGGUGGGAGACGCUAUUACCGCUCUGUUAGCCCUUCAUCUCAUUCGAGUCGCUGCUCGAGUGAGUCUACCUAAUCACCUCAUUCUGCGCAUGGUACUGAAUGUACUUGUUGAUUUCAUGAUAGGAUGUGUUCCGAUCCUGGGUGAUAUUUUAGACUUUGCCUUUAAAUGCAAUUGGCGCAACGCACAAUUAUUGGAGGAUUACCUGAUGACACGGCAACAGCACGAACCGCCUACAUACAAUACUGCGUACAGAAUUCCCGGUCCUUGUCCAGAGCCGAUCAUCGCGAAACCCAAGCAAGUCAAAGACACUUGCCACAUUUUACCAUUUCAAGUCCCCACCUUGCCGUCAGAAAGUAUCUCCUCAAACGCGCCACAUACCUCCACCAUCAACAUGGAUCCUCCUUCCUUCAAACCGACACACACACCUCGAAAAACCCAUGUACGAGAGUACGGUACUUUCAUUUCUUGGAUAGAUUGA